Messenger RNA from Nannospalax galili (Upper Galilee mountains blind mole rat), 1330 nucleotides. RefSeq names its product insulin like growth factor binding protein 2 (gene Igfbp2). Bases 100 to 1008 code for a protein of 302 amino acids. Gene Ontology annotation, cellular component: extracellular region. NCBI's taxonomy places the organism in Eukaryota, Metazoa, Chordata, Mammalia, Rodentia, Spalacidae. Gene Ontology annotation, biological process: regulation of insulin-like growth factor receptor signaling pathway. The record is from RefSeq and is a predicted model, not a curated record. Gene Ontology annotation, molecular function: insulin-like growth factor II binding; insulin-like growth factor I binding. The transcript is spliced from 4 exons.
GCAGGGGAGGAGAAACAAGGCAAGGAGGCGGCUCCCGCGUACGCAGGGCCGCGCCACCUGCCCGCUUGCUAGCCGCUCUCGCGCUGCCCACUAGCCAACAUGCUGCCGAGACUGGGCGGCCCCGCGCUGCCGCUGCUCCUGCCGUCGCUGCUGCUGCUGCUGCUGUUGGGCGCGGGCGGCUGCGGCCCCGGGGUGCGCGCCGAGGUGCUGUUCCGCUGCCCGCCCUGCACGCCCGAGCGCCUGGCCGCCUGCGGCCCCCCACCCGAUGGGCCCUGCGCCGAGCUGGUCCGGGAGCCCGGCUGCGGCUGCUGCUCCGUGUGCGCCCGGCUGGAGGGCGAGGCGUGCGGCGUCUACACCCCUCGCUGCGCCCAGAUGCUGCGCUGCUAUCCCAACCCCGGCUCCGAGCUGCCCCUGAAGGCGCUGGUGACCGGCGCCGGGACUUGCGAAAAGAGUCGCGUCGGUACCACUCCACAGCAGGUUGCAGACAAUGGUGAUGACCACUCUGAGGGAGGCCUGGUGGAGAAUCAUGUGGACGGGACUAUGAACGUGUUGGGAGGUGGAAGCAGUGGUGGUCGGAAGCCCCUCAAGUCAGGCAUGAAGGAGCUAGCUGUGUUCCGUGAGAAGGUCACCGAACAGCACCGGCAGAUGGGCAAAGGUGGCAAACACCACCUUGGCUUGGAGGAACCCAAGAAGCUGCGGCCACCCCCUGCCAGGACCCCCUGCCAGCAGGAAUUGGACCAGGUCCUGGAACGGAUCUCCACCAUGCGCCUUCCGGAUGAUCGGGGUCCUCUGGAGCACCUCUAUUCCUUGCAUAUCCCCAACUGUGACAAGCAUGGCCUUUACAACCUCAAACAAUGCAAGAUGUCUCUGAAUGGACAACGUGGGGAGUGCUGGUGUGUGAACCCCAAUACCGGGAAGCUGAUCCAGGGAGCUCCCACCAUCCGGGGAGACCCUGAGUGCCAUCUCUUCUACAAUGAGCAGCAAGAGGCUGGUGGGGUGCAUGCCUAGAGGGUGCAGUAAACCAUGGCCAGCAGGUGCCUGGCUUCCCCCACCCCAACACCAGCAGAAAUGGAGGAUGCUUGAGUGGUGGGCAUAGAGAAUUUCCCAGUUUUGACACAUGUAUUUAUAUUUGGAAAGAGACCACCACUGAACUCUGCAGCCCCCUGCCCUCCCCUCCCCGGCCAGUUUCUUGUACCUCCCUUCCUGCUUCUGUCAGAGAGGAAAAGGGUGGCACGGGGGAAAUUGGGGACAGUUUUGAGGGGGGGAAGAAAUUUUUAUUUUUGAACCCCUGUGUCUCUUUUACUUAAGAUUAAAGGAAGGAAAAAUAAAA